GUAAGCCGAGUGAAGCCGCGUUCUCAUUCCGUUCGUCAAUGGCCGCCAUGCUGUCCGGAAUAGCGAAAUCCUGUUUCUCGGCAGUUAGGGCUGCAAAACCGGCGUUUUCUGCCGGUCUUGUGAGCCAAACAGCAAGAAUAUGUGCACCAGCAACGUAUAGCUCAAGAAGGAACUAUGUAGCAGAAGCUAAAACACAGGCCAAGACGGGCUCCACUGGCAGGAUUGUGGCUGUCAUUGGUGCUGUUGUCGAUGUACAGUUUGAUGAGGGCCUGCCUCCAAUUCUCAAUGCCCUGGAGGUGCAGGGACGCCCCACAAGGCUUGUACUAGAAGUUGCACAGCAUCUAGGUGAGAACACAUGCCGUACCAUUGCCAUGGACGGUACGGAGGGUCUGGUCCGAGGCGAUAAGUGUCUAGACAUUGGCUCCCCCAUCAGGAUUCCUGUCGGCCCCGAGACGCUAGGCCGCAUCAUGAACGUCAUCGGGGAGCCCAUCGACGAGAGAGGUCCCAUUCCCACGGAGAGGAGAGCAGCUAUCCAUCAGGAAGCUCCCGAGUUUGUGGAGAUGAACGUCGCCCAGGAAAUCCUGGUGACGGGCAUCAAAGUGGUGGACCUGCUGGCCCCCUACGCCAAGGGAGGAAAGAUCGGACUCUUCGGCGGUGCUGGUGUGGGCAAGACUGUGCUGAUCAUGGAGCUGAUCAACAACGUAGCCAAGGCCCACGGUGGUUACUCCGUCUUUGCUGGUGUCGGAGAGCGUACCCGCGAGGGCAACGAUCUCUACCACGAGAUGAUUGAGGGUGGUGUCAUCAGUCUGAAGGACGACACCUCCAAGGUGGCGCUGGUGUACGGUCAGAUGAAUGAGCCCCCAGGCGCCCGUGCCCGUGUCGCCCUGACCGGACUGACCGUGGCCGAGUAUUUCCGUGACCAGGAGGGCCAAGACGUGCUGCUCUUCAUCGACAACAUCUUCCGAUUCACUCAGGCGGGCUCAGAGGUGUCUGCCUUGCUGGGUCGUAUCCCGUCUGCUGUGGGUUACCAGCCGACCCUGGCCACUGACAUGGGUACCAUGCAGGAGAGAAUCACCACCACCAAGAAGGGCUCCAUCACCUCCGUGCAGGCCAUCUAUGUGCCUGCCGAUGACUUGACCGAUCCCGCUCCUGCCACCACUUUUGCUCACUUGGACGCCACCACUGUGCUGUCCCGUGGCAUCGCCGAGCUGGGCAUCUACCCGGCUGUAGAUCCCCUGGAUUCCACCUCCCGUAUCAUGGACCCCAACGUGGUCGGGGCGGAGCACUACAGCGUGGCCAGAGGCGUGCAGAAGAUCCUCCAGGACUACCGUUCACUGCAGGACAUCAUUGCCAUCUUGGGCAUGGACGAGUUGACCGAAGACGACAAGCUGACCGUGUCGCGGGCUCGUAAGAUCAGCCGUUUCCUCUCCCAGCCCUUCCAGGUGGCCGAGGUCUUCACCGGUUCCGCUGGCAAGCUGGUGCCCAUCGCCGACACCAUCAGCGGAUUCAAGAAGAUCUUGAGUGGAGAAAUGGAUCACCUUCCGGAGAUUGCGUUCUACAUGGUGGGCGACAUCAGCGAAGUCAUAGAAAAGGCAGACAAGCUGGCUGAGGACCGACAGUAGAGGGCGCUGCUCUCUAUGAUCCCCCCCGAUGAGCGCGGCGGAACCCCUCAGUCUGUAGAUUGUUUCAGUAAUGAAUUAUAUAUGAGGUCAUAUGAUCUCCAGAUAGGAGUCAUAGGCCAAGGUUUUUGGUUUUAAAGAGUUUUCUGUGAUUUGAUGCAAAAUUUGAAGCUUGUACGCAACAGAAAGAUUGAGCAAGAAUUGUUACGAAAGCAAUGGAGCAUGUUGCAAAUGACUUAACACAUUUGGUUUGAUACUAUAGUUAGCAACAGUUCAUGUUGGAAGGUUAGAAAGAUGAAUGGAUGUUCACAGCAACAGAGGUGCAAAUUUAUAUCAAUAGUUUUUCAGAGUUCAAGACCAGACCACACACCAACUUGAAUUUGGUAAUCUGGAAAUGAUUGAGAUCAGUUUGGAAACAAUAUUCGUGUAGCAUUCUCUGGUGUCGUUUUGUCAGGCAAGUUGGCGGAGCAUCUGCAGCCAUUGUGUGACACCAGACACAAAGCAAACAUACCCUGUAUUAACUGAACCCUACUAACUUAUUCUCCUCCACAAAAGUAGCUUGUAAACCUUUACUUGAGGCAAAGUUUAAGUGAACAUGUUAUUGCAGGGGCCUCACACAAAAUGAAAUCCUGUCACCUUUGUUAGCUAAAGAAGAGUGAUUUGCAUAUGUAACCAUUUUGGAUGUUGCGGUAAUAAUAAAAUUCACUUCACAUUUA
This is a messenger RNA of Acanthaster planci (crown-of-thorns starfish), 2335 nucleotides long. Its product is annotated as ATP synthase subunit beta, mitochondrial. Gene Ontology annotation, biological process: proton transmembrane transport; proton motive force-driven mitochondrial ATP synthesis. The record is from RefSeq and is a predicted model, not a curated record. Gene Ontology annotation, cellular component: proton-transporting ATP synthase complex. NCBI's taxonomy places the organism in Eukaryota, Metazoa, Echinodermata, Asteroidea, Valvatida, Acanthasteridae. Gene Ontology annotation, molecular function: ATP hydrolysis activity; proton-transporting ATP synthase activity, rotational mechanism; ATP binding.